Messenger RNA from Symbiodinium necroappetens, 423 nucleotides. NCBI's taxonomy places the organism in Eukaryota, Dinophyceae, Suessiales, Symbiodiniaceae. The record is from the annotation of a GenBank genome assembly.
AUGCGCCUUUCCGCAGAGGUCAAUGAGGAUGGCCAGUUCCUGCGGAUGACCUUCAUGGUCGAGCAGUUGUUAUCUAGUAUAAAAUCCUGCGGCGGUGUCUACAGGAUCAUCUUCUUUGAUGCUUUCAAGCACGUCUUCAGCAUGCAGUUCGAAGACUCGCUGUGGGCAUUCAGAGAGGCUUUCUUGAGCCAUUGUCGGAGUCACGGUAUUGACCACGAAGUAUUCCCACACUGGUAUUCACCAGAAUGGAAGGAGCACGUGUCCACAUGGAGGCCGUCCCUUUUCCUUCUAGCAGACGAUGGCCUCGCAGUCGAGGAGGACGAGGAGGCCAGCCUUGUACGUAAAGAAAGCUUCUUUUUUUCGGAGAUUUUUGGGCGCAGUGCAAGGAAGACGAGGAAGAAGCCGAGCAGAAUGCAAAGCUGA